Molecule: messenger RNA, 1796 nt
Organism: Apus apus (common swift)
Lineage: Eukaryota; Metazoa; Chordata; Aves; Apodiformes; Apodidae
Product: putative protein FAM172B
Exons: 3
Coding region: 446-1540 (364 amino acids)
Biological process (GO): regulatory ncRNA-mediated heterochromatin formation
Cellular component (GO): nucleus
Molecular function (GO): siRNA binding
Source: RefSeq, a predicted model, not a curated record
CGCCCCAGCUCCCACCCCCCGGGCUCUAGUCCCGCACCCCAGCCCUGCCAGCCGCCCAGGCGGGACUCCCCGCGCUCCGGGCCUCCCCGGGUUUUCACGCCCUCGGGUUUAGCCGGACGCUCACCCGCUGCGGGGAAGCCGCGGCGUGGGGCAAGGGGUGGUGCCGCGGGCGUUGCUGUUAGACACGGCUCCCUGCACCUGCCCAGCGGCGGGGGAGCAGCAAAAGGGGUCAAAUGUAGUUAAAAGAAGCACGGGCUAGCAAACGCUAACAGCAGAAAGACCCGAAAUCGUGGAAGGGAUCAAGAAGCCCUUGGAACGCGCAAAGCAACUGAAUAAUCGGGUUGAAAAUCGUGCCUUGCCAAGCACGUGUCCUCCAUCAGACACCUUUCCCGGGCCAAUCGGACCCAGAGAAAGUACAAUCCCAGAGUAAAAACGAUUUCCAUCUAUGAUGACGACAGAUUGUACAGGAGAGCAGACGUGGUUACAAAUGCAGCACAAACUAAGCUUGAGGAAACCAUUAGAGGGUUCAGAGCAACAAGAGGAACUGAAGUAUGACUUCAAUAUAAAAGGGGAACUGAGGCAUCUGGAUACAAAUGAGUCUUUUGUUUUCAAUUAUUACAAGAAUGCGCAUGAGCAGAAUCAUAAACGCUAUCAAGUUUUGGGGCAUUUGAUUACCCAAUAUGUCUAUGAGCUCCUGGAAAGAGUCUGCAUGUUGCAGAAAGUUUAUAUUCCUACUGAUGCUACAGAGGAUGAACAAAGAAGUUUCUUUUUCAUGAGUGAGAAUGCACUAACAAGUUCCUCUAGCCUAAUUGUCCUUCUUCAAGACUAUGGAGUUUUCCGUGCUGGACAGUGGGGGCGAAAGACAAUUGUCAGUGAUGGCCUGGAGCAUGGAACACAAAUACCAUUCAUCAAAAUGGCCCUUCAAAGCCACAGGGGAGUGAUUGUACUGAACCCAAAUGACAACUGUGUUGAUCUGAAGACUGAAAAUAAGAGGAUAAGCUUUACUACCAAGGAAGAAUCACUGACUUCUAUGCAGUCCACCUGGUGGAUCCCCAAGCAGGGCAGCAGCAGCCCUGAGGAACAUACCAUGUAUGUAUGGGAUCAUUUCAUUUUGAAGAGUGCAGCCAAGAAUGUGGCCUUCAUUGCCCAUGGCUAUGGUGGCUUGGUGUUUGUUGACCUGCUGGUGCAGAGAAAAUGGGAGGUAAUGAAUAAAGUGUACGCUGUGGCGUUCAUCGACUCCGUGCACAACACACAGCACCAGGCUGGAAACGAUCCACAAAUACAAGAAUGGAUACAGAAACACUGCCGUGAAUGGGUGUCAAACAGUAAGCCUCUAGAUAAAGCUGUAGUUUCUCCCAUGAAAAUGAAUUGUCCUACUGUCUCUGCUGGAACGGAAAAAUAUGGUUUAGCACCUUCUUGCUGCUUACAUGCUGUUUUUAAAUACCUGAAGAGCGCACUGAAAGCCAAGACCAGAACAGCCUUUAGGCAUUCACCUGUUGCAACCAGAAGCAGCACAAGUAAGAAGAGAGGCAACAAAUAAAGGUAUACUGAUUUGUUCUCCACAGUGGCUCUUCCUUUCAUAAGGAAUGUGCCUCCGCACAUUUCAGUCAUCUAAGGACCUUACUCUCACUGUGGAGCAACUUACAAUUCUAAGUUUGAAGCUAGUUUGUUUGUUUUUGAGAAAGAGACAAAUACAAGUUAGCUAUCAAGAAAUCCUUGAAAGCCUUAAGCCAUAAACCUUCAGCUGUCUAUGAAAUGUAAUGUUGCACAAAAUAAAGAUGUUCACGUAUACCAAA